GCCUGAUUCAGAAGCACCAACGUCAGACGACUGACGAAGAUGCUUCCAGCGUUGCCGAGUCGCACGGUGACUCGUCGCUCGACGACUACGAUCUCGACGACGACGAGUUCGACGAUGAAUUUGAGUUCGACGGCGUGGACUCUGACGGGGUUCACGACCGCUCGGGCUCUUCAUCGUCCUUGUUCGGUGGAAUAGCGCGUAAGCGCAGGCGAGUUCAGGUGAUCGAAAAUGACCUGCGAGUCCCCCUCUCCCACGGCUGGAGAAGAGAAGUGAUCAUCAAAGGAAUAACAGCGUGUGGCGU
Notodromas monacha is the source of this 301-nucleotide messenger RNA. The record is from the annotation of a GenBank genome assembly. NCBI's taxonomy places the organism in Eukaryota, Metazoa, Arthropoda, Ostracoda, Podocopida, Cyprididae.